Salarias fasciatus (jewelled blenny) is the source of this 2510-nucleotide messenger RNA. It is a transcript of the gene smad7, whose product is annotated as SMAD family member 7. Gene Ontology annotation, biological process: regulation of transcription by RNA polymerase II; SMAD protein signal transduction; anatomical structure morphogenesis. The transcript has 4 exons. Gene Ontology annotation, molecular function: transcription regulator inhibitor activity; I-SMAD binding. NCBI's taxonomy places the organism in Eukaryota, Metazoa, Chordata, Actinopteri, Blenniiformes, Blenniidae. Bases 1007 to 2137 code for a protein of 376 amino acids. Gene Ontology annotation, cellular component: heteromeric SMAD protein complex. The record is from RefSeq and is a predicted model, not a curated record.
CUCCCUCCUCCAGAUCAGUCGGCGGCUCGCUCUGCUUCCACUCGCAGCCGCGGAAACUUCGUGCGAGAUACGAAGGUUUUGGAUUAUUUGAUCGAAAAAACGGGGGACUCUAGCCGCUGAAAUAAGGUUACGAGGCUCUCGGCGCGCGCGGACGCAAAAAAAAACCCCGGUGUCUCUCUCUCUCUCGUGCGCGCUCUCUCUCUCUUUUUCUCGCUGGCUUUUUAGAAAUGCAACUCCACUCGCCUUAGAGAUUCAGUCCUGGAUUUGCUGCCCGGCUCUUCGGACGAGGUUCGUCUCAAAGACCGCAUCGUACGCAAAAAAAAAUAGACGGCUGGCCACGUUUUAGACGGUGACGGAUAAAAAAAGAAAAAAGAAAAAGAAGAAGCGAGCCCGGUGGAGAAGCCCUACUCUCGGAUCGAGGAUUUUGUGGAUUAAUACUUCUGAAGACACGGCGACGAGCUCCGGUUUUCAUGGGAUAACUGUGAUAGUAGCGUUUAGACAUAAUUAGGCCCCAGCUUUGUUUUUUUUUUCCCUCUCUCUCUCUCUCUUAUUCUAGCACACAGCUAGAUGGAGAGGUUUCUGGCUGUGCUCAUUUGCUGGGAAUCAGCACGGAGCACGCGUUAAAGGGGUCAGUCCACAGCACCACAUCCCCAAGUGAAGAUCCUAACCCAUCCAGGCUGCACGCGCAGGGCUGGAGCAGGUUUCUUUUUUUUUAAAGCUGUGAAUUUUUAAUUUUUUUUUUUUUUUUUGAACUAGUCUUAAAUGCCCGGUGGGGAUGGUGGUGGAUCCCCGGUGGAAACGCUGACUGUUUUUCGGUGAUCUGGUCUGCAGGAGAAGGCGACAGAGACUGGCGUAUGCUACAGAUUCCCUCUGCUCAUCCGGCUCCCAGCUUUUCCACCGUAUCUUCUCAGGCUGCUUGUCAUUGCCUGGACUCGGAUCCCGGAAUCUUCAUGAUUUGCGGACACCAUGCUCGUUUUUUAGCCGGGAAACCCUCUUUUCGUCCCGCAUGUUUAGGACCAAACGAUCGGGGCUCGUCCGGCGACUCUGGAGGAGCCGUGCGCCCGUGGAGGGCGACGGGGAGGCGGAUAGAGGGACGCAUGGCUCCGGGGGCUGCUGCAUGGGCAAAACGACAAAGGUGGCCAAGUCCAACGCAGGAUCGGAGGCUGAAUUGAAGGCGUUGACCCACUCGAUACUGAAAAAGAUCAAAGAGAAACAAUUAGAGGUGCUUUUGCAGGCGGUGGAGUCCAAGGGGGGUGCCCGCAGCCCCUGCCUGCUCCUGCCCAGCAAAGUGGACGCCAAAGUGGGUCAACAGUCUUACUCUCUCCCCAUGCUGCUCUACAAAGUGUUCAGGUGGCCGGACCUCAGGCAUUCCUCGGAGCUGAAGAGGCUGUCUUGCUGUGAAUCCUACGGGAAAAUCAACCCAGAGCUCGUUUGCUGCAACCCGCACCACAUGAGCAGGCUUUGUGAACUCGAGUCUCCUCCUCCUCCAUACUCGCGCUAUCCCAUGGAUUAUCUUAAACCACCAGAUUCUCCAGACUCUGGACCUUCAUCCAGUGAUACUGGGGGAACGACAUACUCUGCCCCUGUGGGGCUUUCAGAUUCCCUGGCGUUGCAGGAGUCUGGCGAGCGGACCCAUUGGUGCGUGGUGGCAUACUGGGAGGAGAAAACACGCGUCGGGCGCCUCUACUCAGUCCAGGAGCCCUCUCUGGACAUCUUCUACGAUCUACCUCAGGGGAACGGCUUCUGCCUGGGCCAGCUCUGCUCCGACAACAAGUCCCAACUGGUGCAGAUGGUGCGGGCCAAGAUCGGCUACGGCAUCCAGCUAACGCGCGAGCCGGACGGGGUGUGGGUCUACAACCGCAGCUGCUACCCCAUCUUCAUUAAGUCGGCCACACUGGACAACCCGGACUCGCGCACGCUGCUGGUGCACAAGGUGUUCCCCGGAUUCUCCAUCAAAGCUUUUGACUAUGACAAGGCCUGCAGCCUGCAGAGGCCCAACGACCACGAGUUCACGCAGCAGCCGCGCACGGGCUUCACGGUGCAGAUAAGCUUUGUCAAAGGCUGGGGACAGUGCUACACCAGACAGUUCAUCAGCAGCUGCCCGUGCUGGUUGGAAGUCAUCUUCAACACGCGAUAGCAGCAGCCUUCCUCUUCUUCACCGUCACCUCUUCACAAACAGACUUACAUCCUUUUUUUUUUCAGUUUUUUUUUUUUUUGUUUCCAGAGGUUCAAACUCACACACACACACUCAAAAAAAAAAAAGGAUUUAAAAGAAGAAGAAAGUAUAAAAUUCUGGUGGACUUUGUUUAAUAAAUGACUAAGAUUUAAUUAAGAAGCGAAAAAAAUGUAUUUUAUGUUAUAUAUAAAUAUAUUAUUAAUUGUAAAUAUGAAGACGUUUUAUAUGCAUCAUUAUUUAUGUAUUGUGCAAUGUGUUGAUGAGAAAAAGAAAAGAAGAUGCACUUUGCUUAAUAUAAAUGCAAAACAAGAAAUGCCAAAAUAAAAAAAAAAAA